Molecule: messenger RNA, 4670 nt
Organism: Anopheles funestus (African malaria mosquito)
Lineage: Eukaryota; Metazoa; Arthropoda; Insecta; Diptera; Culicidae
Exons: 2
Coding region: 4169-4603 (144 amino acids)
Source: RefSeq, a predicted model, not a curated record
ACUCGGUCCAGGGCUGCAGUCCUCCAUCCACGGCUGCAUAUGAUCUCCGACAUGUUUGACUCCACCUGAUCCAACCAAUGAGCUCGUUGUGCUCCUCUCCGCCACGUGCCGAACGGAUCGCUGACGAGCACCUUCCUGGUGGGGCAUGAGUCCGGCAUCCUCAACAAGUGCCCCAACCAUCGUAUCCUUCCGGCUUUGACAACUGUCGGGAUAUCUGCACCGCCAAAUAGCUCAGCUAGCUCGCCGCCGUUCGAAAAUAGCGAGUGCAUUGGUGUCCUGUUAGUAGGCACGAUUUCCCUGAACAAUGCGCCUUCGUAUUUCACUGCUCAUAUUGUUAUUAAGAAAUUGGAGAGAACGGGUGAAAAUUGUGCCCCGGAUGUCGAAACCCACGUGUCAUACCCAGGUUUCCACUCGUCUGGUAGUUCUUCCUGGUCCUAAAUCCUUACGAUCAGCCGAUGUAUAAUCGUGGCCAGUCUCUCCGGACCCAUCUUGAAUAGCUCGGUCACCAGACCUUCGCUGCCAGCUGACUUUUUGCUUUUCAGCUGUUUGAUGGCACUGAUGACUUCGUCCAAGGAUGACGGGGGCACUUCGUCAUCCUGCUGGGUGACGUAAUACUGCUCUCCUCUGCUUCCUGCGCCUGGUUUAGUCUCUCCUGCAUCUGCUCAAUUCAGGUAUCUGUCGAAGUAGCACUUCCACCUGCUGCAUCAGUUGCUCCUCCGACUCUUCGAAUCUGCGCUUUUUGUCCUGGAAGAGACGGGUCUGUCGCCUGCUCAGUCGUCUGAAGUUUUCCACCUUCUGCCGGGUCUAGCGCUGCAGCAUACGGGUACAUUGGUCAUUGAGGGACAUCGCCUCGAAGGUAGUUUCCUCCGGCAGCGCUUCGCUAAGCGCGGUCGCGAAGUCCUUCGUUUACGAUUUGCGCUUACGAUUGUUAACUUCAAUAUUACUAUUUAGUAUUAGUUUUAGGUAUAACAUAUAUUAGGGAUCAUUGUUAAACCAAAUGGCAGAUAUAUGAUUUAAUAAAUAAAUAAAUACGGUAAGUGCUCAAAUUUUUGGCUGCGUACCUAUUUUCGGCAGGUGUGUAAUUAAAGCCAAAUUAUAGAUCAAUGCUUGAUAAAAUAAGGCCAAACGCUCUUUUCAAACGUAAAAACCAAUGCAUAAAUUUUAUUUUUUUUAAAACUCGGUAAAUAAUUUAUUUUUCUCUUUAAAGGCUGCCGAAAAUGGGUACAUGUCGAAAGAUUUUGUACGCAAUUAUAUGCAGAGUUGUCUACUAGAUCAAUCUGCCAGCAAGAUUGGCAAACAGUCAGCAUAAAAUGACAUUUUUGACCACUUUCAAGCAACAAAAUUACCAAAAGAAGAGUGGAAAACUGUUUAAAAUUUUAUUGUGUGAUCAUUUUAAUGGUUUAAAACAAAAUAGAAACACAGCAUUUACCCUAAAUAAAUAUCUUGGGAUUUAUUGUAUCGGUUGUAUCACUUCCGUUAAUUCAAUAUUUACUGGUGUUAAUCUGCCAUUAUUUGCCGAAUAUUUAAGUACAAAAUUACCGAUAUCUCGUAUAAUAAUAAGACACUGAAUGAAAACUAUUUCACGUUUUGUUUCCGAAUCUGUCCCCGAAAAAUUGGAAACGUCUCCUAAGAAAUUCCGGAACCGACAUAAUAUAAAUUAUCCAAUUUUUUAUGAACGAAUAACCGUUUUGCAUGGCCCAAAGCUAACGAAAGGAGUAACCAUGAUAAGUGAUCUUAGUUCGAAUCAGAAUGAUUUUAAAGAUCGAAUUGUGAAAAAAGUGGAGAAAAUAUUCCGAUUACAAUACUAGCUUCCUCCUCCUCACUUAAGUGCAAUGUUCCAAUCGCUUGAAAUCAUAUCGAAACGAUCAUUUUACUCAGAAUUAAAGUAAGCUCUGCCGUUUUUACGCUCACUCACACAGGUUCAGAAACGGCUAUGUAUGCAUAUGUGUGCAAUGCACAUGUAAUGCUUAUGCGUUCACCGCACAACUGCUUCACAUUUUGCAAUGAUUCAUCCCUAAGCCAUUCGAGCUGAGUUGCGUACAGGACUGGUAUGCGCUCCGCGUUACAGCAAUAGUUUAUUGCUUUGUGCUAGAGCCCUAUACUGUCGAAUCGUGGAAAUCGCAUAUUUAAACAUUGUACAUUACUUUGGAAACCAGCUUUGUUAUACAAAAUAUUAUCACAGCAGAACAGAAGAUAAACUACUAGAACAGAAGAGACAAAGCGUCAAUAGAAACAAACACAAAACACCGAAAACAUGGAAGAAUGGUACGAGAAUAUUUAUCAACAGACCGGCAUUUUCGUAACCACACCUGGCGUUCCACUUGGCAUUACCGUCGGCAAGUUCAACACCAUCCACACGUUCCUGAUGGUUCCGAGCGGGGAUGUGAUACGUCGCCCAAUCUUAUGGUGCAAAAUACUUAGACCUCCGGAAGACCUAAACAUCGACCUGCCUAUGAAUGUUCGAGUGAUUGUAUUCCGUGGACGACUGAAGGGAAUGUUUGGCAAGGUGGUUGGCAGUUACAAUGGACGAGUUUUCAUACAGACUUUGGAUGGGUCCAUGCCGCGAUACCACCCGGCGAUUAAUAAGUUCGAGUGGAAAUAUUUCGUCGAAGAUGCGGAAUGCCUGUACAUAUGGCGAAUGCAUCAAACCCCGGAACAAGUAUACCCCGAAGGAUUUUACGAAAAACUAACGUCUCGAGGCUGCUGAAGGUGGCGAAUCUAUUCGUAAGCUGGAGACCGCACCGACUUUGGAGAACAUCGAAAUGGGCCUAGUGAAAGGGGAAAGCAAUAUCGAAUCGAAACGAUAGACGGAAACUUUCAACAUCAACACAAACGUGUUUUUAUUUUUCCUGCGUGUGACCACUCAAAUUGUGUGCAUGGUUCUGUUUGUUUUCGUUUUUAUGUAUUAAUAUUUAUUUGAAGCAUUAAACUGCAAUAGUUUAUCCGAUUAUGUUAUUUUCUUUAGCGUACGAAAGAAAUGUUCCCUGCUACACCACAGCAAUUAACGCAUUUGCUAGAAGAUCUAGUGAUAUCGCCUCUAAAACUCUCGCAUUUUUUAAUGUGCUAUUGUUAUGCAUUUUAUACAUUUUCAUUCUGCAAUAUAUUGUUUUAUUAUCCAGGUACCUUUUAUCCGGUUAUCCCAUUAUCCGUGCAGCUCGGACCAAUACCAAUGAUAGCAAGAAAUAAAAGCCACAACAGGCAAUUAUACUAUUUGCUCAAGUUAUGCUCAAACAGAACAGAUUUAUUUUGCAAAGUGCAAAGAAAAUGAACAUCUUGCUUAACACACUAAACACUAAUAUUUAUCAAUAAACAGAUUUGUUAGAUCCGAUGAUCCGUGAUAUUCGUUUAUCCGGCAAUGGCUGUGUCCCGAUGAAGACGGAUAAUCGGCGUUCCACUGUAUAUGGUUCCAUGCGGCUCACGAAAAUAUCGUUUCUAAGUUUCAAGCCAAUGUCUCACCGUGUUUAUUAAAUAACUCUGACAUUACAUUACAAAAAAAACAGAUUCAGAUGGAUAAACAACAUUCAAAAAUAAAAGAAAAAAAAUUUGGCGUUCAUCUUUCCGGUUACAUAACUGACUGCUGAAAUUUGGUCGUUUUUUCAUGAAGAUAGAGUAUGAAGAGAUUGAUCGUGAAUGAGGUGUGAACGAGACAGUUUGAAAAAUUUCCUUAGUUUGACAUAAUUAAAAUUAAAAAACAUAAUUACAAAGAUGUCUCCAGGCCAUGUCUACACGACGUGCUCGACCGUGAGCAGGCCAGAUAAGAAUUAAAAAGAGAACAUGCUUCCUUAAUCCAUACUGUUUUAUUUUUGUGUGUGUGAAUUUGCACACAUAUGACAAGAAAGUCAACCCGUAAAUCUUGCGUUUAUAUAUGUAGGUGUUACAUUCCAUGUAACCAUGGUUACAUUCCAAGCAACCAAUGACAUAUUCAGAACAUUUUUUGGCUAGCUGCCGCUAGGAGCAAAUUGUCAUGUUUUUUCUCGUUCUAUCAAACUAACCAAAGCGAAACAGCAUGAUGAUUUUGCUCGUUGUCUCGUUGAGUUGCGUCCAACAAUCGCAGUAGCAUGCGCAUAUCCGGUUAUUCAGGCCAGUGUACAAGAGGCAUUACCUUAAAAGUAAAGACGUCAAUUAUUAACGGCCGAGUACAGAUUGGAGCAGCAGCACUUUUGGGAACAUGGCAAGUAACAAACGAAACACGUUCCAGCUGACCAAUAGCAACUUCCGAAUUGGGAUGUUUGUGAGUGCUCCUGGACAUCCAGUUGCUCUCGUUCUUGGUGAAUGUAACGACGGUCCGACACAUAAGAUCCUGUUGCUGUCCAGUGGGGAACUCGUAACGCAGCCCGUGGGGUUGUGUCGCAUCAUUGAGCCACCAACAAAUCCCAAUCGCUCCAUUUUCAUGAAUAGACGGGUGCGUGUCACGAGCGGAGAAAUGGAGGGCGUGUACGGCGUGGUGCUUGGAAUCCACAAUGACCUAGCUUAUGUAUGUGCCUUGGAGGGUUUAGAAUUGGUCGGUAACACUCCAAGGAAUCCUACCAACGACGUCUGCUACUUCUUUGAAAAUGUGUCAUACCUGAAAAUUGUGUCAGACGAAAACCCGCCACGAAUGUGAAUGUCGGCAUGUGUAAUUUUACCAUUGUAAUGUAUUAUGCACUAAAGCACAAUUAGAAAAACUUGAA